UUCCUGGUUCCUUUGACUGCUCUCCAGCAGCGGCGGCGGCGGCGGCGGCGAAGAGCCGAGGAGCGUUUUGGGUCGCUGGAAGCCGAAGCGGCCAUGGCCGAGCGCCGCGCCUUUGCUCAGAAGAUCAGCAGAACUGUGGCAGCUGAAGUACGGAAACAGAUUUCAGGGCAAUAUGGAGGAUCCCCACAACUUCUCAAGAACCUUAAUAUUGGGGGCACAAUUUCUCACCAUACAAGUGUACCUCUUACUGAGCCUGUGGAUCCAGUGGAUUUGGAAGAUUACCUUCUUACACAUCCACUUGCAGUGGAUUCCGGCCCUAUGAGAGACUUGUUUGAAUUUCCUUCUGAUGAUAUUGAAGUCAUCUACAGCCCUCGAGAAUGCAGAACAUUGGUGUCAGCUGUACCAGAGGAAAGUGAAAUGGACCCACACGUGAGAGACUGUGUAAGAAGUUAUACAGAAGACUGGGCUAUUGUGAAUAGAAAGUAUCACAAACUGGGGACAGGAUUCAAUCCCAACACCUUGGACAAGCAAAAAGAAAGGCAAAAGGGCUUGCCCAAACAGAUGUUUGAGUCUGAUGAAGCUCCAGAUGGCAACAGUUACCAGGAUGAACAAGAUGAUCUGAAAAGACGGUCCAUGUCAAUAGAUGAUACUCCACGAGGUAGCUGGGCCUGCAGUAUUUUUGACUUGAAAAAUUCCCUUCCCGAUGCUUUGCUCUCUAAUCUUCUGGAUCGGACCCCAAAUGAAGAAAUUGAUCACCAAAAUGAUGAACAAAGGAAAUCCAACAGACACAAGGAGCUCUUUGCCUUGCAUCCAGCACCUGACGAGGAGGAGCCCAUAGAAAGGCUUGGCAUUCCAGAAAUCCCCAAAGAGCACUUUGGUCAAAGGCUUCUUGUCAAGUGUUUGUCUCUAAAAUUUGAAAUUGAAAUAGAGCCCAUUUUUGCAAGUUUGGCAUUAUACGAUGUUAAAGAAAAGAAGAAGAUUUCAGAGAACUUUUUCUUUGAUUUAAACUCCGAACAAAUGAAAAGCAUGCUGCGACCUCAUGUUCCCCCUGCGGCCAUAACCACUUUGGCUCGUUCAGCCAUCUUUUCUAUUACAUACCCUUCCCAAGAUGUCUUUCUGGUAAUAAAGUUGGAAAAGGUACUACAACAAGGAGAUAUUGGGGAAUGUGCUGAGCCAUAUAUGAUUAUGAAAGAAGCAGAUGCUGCAAAGAACAAGGAAAAACUAGACAAACUGAAAAGCCAAUCAGAACAAUUUUGCCAAAGACUUGGCAAAUAUCGCAUGCCUUUUGCGUGGACUGCUAUUCAUUUAAUGAAUAUAGUCAGUAGUGCUGGAAGUUUGGAAAGAGAUUCUGCAGAAGUAGAAAUUGCCACUGGAGAACGCAAAGGAUCUUGGUCUGAAAGAAGAAAUUCUAGCAUUGUUGGUAGGCGUUCUCUAGAAAGAACCACUAGUGGGGAUGAGGCCUGUAACCUGACUAAUUUUAGACCAGCUACUUUGACAGUGACAAACUUCUUUAAACAGGAAGGUGACCGGUUGAGUGAUGAAGAUUUAUACAAAUUCCUUGCGGAUAUGAAGAGGCCUUCUUCUGUUUUAAGACGCCUGAGACCAAUCACAGCUCAGUUGAAGAUUGAUAUUUCUCCAGCCCCAGAGAACCCACACUAUUGUCUAACUCCAGAGCUGUUGCAAGUAAAACUUUACCCAGAUAGUAGAGUUCGACCAACAAGAGAGAUCUUGGAAUUUCCUGCAAGAGAUGUUUAUAUUCCAAAUACAACUUAUAGAAAUCUUCUAUAUGUUUAUCCACAAAGCCUUAACUUUGCCAAUCGCCAAGGAUCUGCUCGGAAUAUUACUGUAAAAGUGCAGUUUAUGUUUGGAGAGGAUCCAAGCAAUGCAAUGCCGGUAAUCUUUGGAAAAUCUAGCUGUGCUGAAUUUUCAAAAGAAGCUUAUACAGCUGUUGUUUACCAUAACAGAUCUCCUGAUUUCCAUGAAGAAAUCAAAAUCAAGCUUCCUGCUACUCUAACGGACCACCAUCAUUUGCUUUUCACUUUUUACCAUGUCAGUUGCCAACAGAAACAAAACACCCCACUUGAGACUCCUGUUGGCUAUACGUGGAUACCGAUGCUACAAAAUGGACGAUUAAAAACAGGCCAGUUCUGCCUCCCCGUUUCUUUGGAGAAGCCACCACAAGCUUAUUCUGUACUCUCUCCAGAGGUGCCUUUGCCUGGAAUGAAGUGGGUCGACAACCAUAAAGGAGUUUUUAAUGUAGAAAUAAUUGCUGUGUCAACCAUUCAUACACAGGACCCUUAUCUUGACAAAUUCUUUGCCCUUGUUCAUGCUCUGGAUGAACAUAUGUUCCCUGUACGGAUAGGUGACAUGAGAAUUAUGGAGAACAACUUGGAAAACGAAUUAAAGAGCAGCAUUUUAGCUUUGAACUCAUCUCAGUUGGAGCCUGUGGUGCGGUUUCUCCAUCUUCUGCUUGACAAAUUAAUUCUUUUGGUUGUAAGACCACCUAUUAUUGCAGGCCAAAUAGUCAAUCUAGGUCAAGCAUCUUUUGAAGCCAUGGCCUCUAUUGUAAACAGACUUCACAAAAACCUUGAAGGAAACCAAGAUCAGCAUGGAAGAAAUAAUCUUCUUACUUCAUAUAUUUAUUAUGUUUUUCGUUUACCAAAUAUGUCUCCCAAUUCUCCAUGCCCAGCUCCCAGUGGUUUAGGAGGAUCAGUGCACUAUGCUACCAUGGCUCGUUCAGCUGUCAGACCUGCAAGCCUAAACUUGAAUCGUUCCAGGAGCCUUAGUAACAGCAACCCUGACAUAUCAGGGACUCCAACCUCACCCGAUGAUGAAGUACGAUCAAUCAUUGGAAGUAAGGGCUUAGAUCGCUCCAAUUCUUGGGUAAACACUGGUGCUGCAAAAGCUGCCCCAUGGGGAUCCAACCCCAGUCCGAAUGCAGAGACUUCACAGGCUGCAGAUCGAAGCUGUAAUCGUAUGUCUUCCCAUACGGAGACACCAAGUUUCUUACAAACAUUAACAGGGCGAUUGCCAACUAAAAAGCUUUUUCAUGAAGAACUGGCUUUACAGUGGGUUGUCUGCAGUGGAAGUGUCCGUGAAGCAGCUCUUCAGCAAGCAUGGUUCUUCUUUGAACUUAUGGUAAAAAGUAUUGUGCAUCAUUUGUAUUUUGCUGACAAACUCGACGCCUCGAGGAAGAAUCGUUUUCCAGAGCGCUUCAUGGAUGACAUAGGCGCGCUGGUCAGCACAAUCGCCAGUGAUAUAGUCUCCCGUUUUCAGAAGGAUACAGAAAUGAUUGAAAGACUCAACACUAGUUUAGCAUUUUUUCUCAAUGAUCUGUUAUCUGUCAUGGACAGAGGAUUUGUCUUUAGCCUUGUUAAGACAUACUACAAACAGCUGAGAGACAGGACCCCGGCCACGGAGGUACGACUGCUGCAGGACAUCUCUAAGGUGCUGGCAGCCACGCAGUUCUCAGCAGACGCCACAUUGGAUGCAGUUCAGUAUGCUUUCCGAGCCUUGUCAUCCUCUGUAGCGACCAGGCGCCUGCUGUGGUUGUGCCACUGGCAGGCAGAUUUGUUUGGAUUGCAUAAGAAAGUCAUCAACAUGGUACACAAUUUGCUAUCUAGCCAUGACUCCGACCCACGGUACUCUGACCCACAAGUAAAGGCCAGGGUGGCUACUCUAUACUUGCCUCUGAUUGGAGUGAUCAUGGAGAGUGUGCCCCAGCUGUAUGAUUUCACAGAAAGUCAUAACCAGCGUGGAAGACCAAGCUGUGUCGCAGUGGAGGAUUGUGAAAGUGAGGGUGGGAACAUGAUCAGUCAGACAGUUGCUAUGGCCAUUGCAGGAACCCCUGUCCCACAGCUCACGCGGCCUACCAGUUUUCUCCUCACAUCAACGGGCAGCAGGCAACAUUCAACAUUUUCAGCUGAUUCCAGUCGAAACCUUUUGAUCUGCCUCCUAUGGGUCCUGAAGAAUGCUGACGAAAGUGUUCUGCAGAAAUGGUUCACAGAUCUCUCUGUGUUGCAGCUCAAUCGCUUGUUGGAUUUGCUUUAUCUUUGCAUUUCCUGCUUUGAAUAUAAGGGAAAGAAAGUGUUUGAAAGAAUGAAUAGUCUGACUUUUAAGAAGUCAAAAGAUAUGCGGGCCAAACUUGAAGAAGCUAUACUUGGGAGCAUUGGGGCCAGGCAAGAAAUGGUACGAAGAAGCAGAGGACAAUUGGAAAGAAGUCCUUCUGGAAGUGCUUUUGGAAGUCAAGAGAACCUGAGGUGGCGAAAGGACAUGACACAUUGGAGGCAGAACACUGAAAAACUGGACAAGUCCCGGGCAGAGAUUGAACAUGAAGCACUUAUUGAUGGUAACUUGGCAACAGAAGCCAAUCUCAUCAUAUUGGAUACUUUAGAGAUAAUUGUGCAGACUGUUUCGGUGACUGAAUCCAAGGAAAGUAUUCUUGGUGGGGUACUGAAGGCUCUUCUACAUAGCAUGGCCUGCAAUCAAAGUGCUCUUUAUCUCCAGCAUUGCUUUGCUACUCAAAGAGCUUUAGUCUCAAAGUUCCCAGAACUGCUGUUUGAAGAAGAGACUGAGCAAUGUGCCGAUCUAUGCCUUCGACUCCUGCGCCACUGCAGCAGUAGCAUUAGCACGAUUCGGUCCCACGCCAGUGCCUCUCUUUAUCUCCUCAUGAGGCAAAACUUUGAGAUUGGGAAUAACUUUGCUAGAGUGAAAAUGCAGGUAACUAUGUCACUCUCAUCUCUGGUGGGAACAUCUCAAAAUUUUAAUGAAGAAUUUCUGAGACGUUCUCUGAAGACCAUUUUGACUUAUGCUGAAGAGGAUCUGGAAUUGAAGGAGACAACCUUCCCUGAUCAGGUGCAAGAUCUUGUGUUCAAUCUCCAUAUGAUCCUCUCGGAUACAGUUAAAAUGAAGGAACACCAGGAAGAUCCAGAAAUGCUAAUUGACUUGAUGUACAGAAUUGCAAAAGGAUAUCAGAAUUCCCCAGAUCUACGACUGACCUGGCUGCAGAACAUGGCUGGAAAACACUCCGCCAGAAAUAACCACGCCGAAUCAGCACAGUGUUUGGUUCACUCUGCAGCUCUGGUGGCUGAAUAUCUAAGCAUGCUGGAGGAUCGGAAAUAUCUCCCUGUGGGAUGUGUUACAUUUCAGAAUGUUUCUUCAAAUGUUCUAGAAGAAUCUGCAGUUUCUGAUGAUGUGGUAUCUCCAGAUGAAGAAGGGAUAUGUUCUGGAAAGUAUUUUACAGAAGCAGGUCUGGUUGGACUACUGGAGCAAGCUGCAGCCUGUUUUUCCAUGGCUGGUAUGUACGAAGCGGUCAACGAGGUUUACAAAAUCCUUAUUCCAAUUCAUGAAGCUAACAGAGACGCCAACAAACUGGCCACAAUUCAUGGUAAACUCCAGGAUGCAUUCAGCAAGAUAGUUCAUCAGAGUACUGGCUGGGAGGUAGGUAAUGUUUUAGCUAGUAAAAAAGACUAAUAGAUUGGUUUGAUGCCUCUUGCCAAUGCUUUGCCCGCAUAUGCUAGUUGUGGGUAUCUGUUGCUGUCUGCUAUUGAUUGAUCUGAAUUAAUUAACCAAAAAGUAUUAGUAAAACUGUUGUGGUCAUUUUAGACAAUUUAGGUAGUGCAUGGAUUAUGACACUAAUGAGGUCCUUUGGGGAAUGAACCAUUUUUACCAUUGUCAGUUUGUUAUUUGUGUUAAUUUUAUUUCUCAUCUAUAUUGACUUAGAAUAUCAUUUCUUCCUACCAUGUUCUUACCCCCAACACAGGGGUCGAUUUAAGUUACAAUGUUUAAGAAUGCAAAAAUGCAUAAGUUUACUCAUAUCAUAACACAUAACAAGUAUUUAUUUAUGAAUUGUAUAUACUUGUCUCUUGUACAAAACUGAAACAAAAACCAAAUGAAUUCAGAUUAACACUUAGUUCCCAAAUGCCCAGUAAGAGCACGGGUUUCAAGUACCCCAUUGAGUAAAUGUAUUUGCUUUGAUUAUGUGAUGCAUAAUUUCAAUGUCUCUAUUACUUUUCAAAUUACAUUAUGAUCCAAUACAAAAAUUGGUAACUUGUAAAAAGUAGCUGUGACUUCAGCAACCACAAAUCUAAAUAUAAUCUACCAACUUUAUCUCAUUCGUGUAACAUUAUUCAGUCUUAUAAGAUAUAUGUUUAAUAAAUUAAUACAGUCAUUCACUUAGGUCAAAACUGGGAAGUUAUGGUUAAUAGUUUCAAACCAAUCAGCUUACACAAAGGGCAAGCAAAAUAACAGUUAGCAACACACUUUUGAAUUUUGUAAUUUGAGCUCUUGAUCUGGUAUAAGCUUUCUUAGUUUUAGGUAGAAGUGUGAUUUAAUGGUAGAAAUGAAAAAUUAAAUAAUUUUAAAUACCCCAAAUCAAUAGAUGUCACGUCAGUUUUAUUUCUCUUUUUUAUCAUCAAUGGUCUUUUUUUUUGUUGAAGCCCAAAACUAUUCCUGAUAUUGCCUUAAAUUUAAAUCAAAUCUGUGUUAAUAGAAUAAAACAAGCUUCUUUGGCCUUUUGCCUCCCUGAGUUUUCUAUUGAUCAUUAUUUGGAAUUCUGAAUGCUGAAGUCUGGUGUAUCUAAUAGAUAACUGUGGGGUGUGGCUAGUUUAAAAGAACAACCAAGAUUGUCACAUUCAUUUCUACAACAGAUUUUUUGUACACGUAGUCCUCGACUUACAAUAGU
Thamnophis sirtalis is the source of this 6682-nucleotide messenger RNA. The record is from RefSeq and is a predicted model, not a curated record. NCBI's taxonomy places the organism in Eukaryota, Metazoa, Chordata, Lepidosauria, Squamata, Natricidae.